GUGUUUGAAAAUGUCUGCUCAUCUGCAGUGGAUGGUUAUCCGUAACUGCUCCAGCUUCCUCAUCAAGAGGAAUGGGCAGACCUACAGCACUGAACCCAAUAACCUGAAGUCCAAGAACUCCUUCCGUUUCAAUGGGCUUGUCCACAGAAAAACUGUUGGUGUGGAGCCUGCAGCUGAUGGAAAGGGAGUAGUGGUAGUCCUCAAGAAGCGUGCAGGUCAGCGUAAACCAGCCACAUCUUAUGAGAAGAUCACCAUCAACAAGAACUCCCGUGCUACCCUGAACAGCCUGCGCCACAUCAUCCGCAAGAAUAGCUACAGGAAGGAUCUUCGUAUGGCUGCUCUGCGUCGUGCUAGCGCCAUUCUAAGGAGCCAGAAGCCAGUGGUUGUAAGGAAGAAGCGCACCAGGGCUGCCAAGACAGCAUAAACUGACUAAAUAUUGUCAAUAAAGAUUUGCUAACACA
Molecule: messenger RNA, 461 nt
Organism: Polyodon spathula (Mississippi paddlefish)
Lineage: Eukaryota; Metazoa; Chordata; Actinopteri; Acipenseriformes; Polyodontidae
Product: 60S ribosomal protein L28
Exons: 4
Coding region: 11-424 (137 amino acids)
Biological process (GO): translation
Cellular component (GO): ribosome; cytosolic large ribosomal subunit
Molecular function (GO): structural constituent of ribosome
Source: RefSeq, a predicted model, not a curated record